GAGUGGGGCCAAGGGUCACGCAAGAUGGCGGCGCCCAGGAGGCGCUGAGGCGUGGAGCUGAGGAUGGGGCUGGCGGCGCUGGCCGCCAGGGCUCGGCUGGGGUGGCGGCUGAGCGGGUCGGGACCGGAGCUGAGGCCGGGGCGAGGGCAUUGGACUGCGGCCGGGCGCUCGCGGAGCCCGCGCGAGGCAGACACGCCCGUGUUCCAAUAUGUGGGCGAGCGCGCGGCCCGUGCCGACCGCAUCUUCGUGUGGGGCUUCAGCUUCUCGGGGGCGCUGGGCGUGCCCACCUUCGUGCUGCCCGGCGCCGGGCCCGAGCCUCGCGCCGGCUCGCGGCCGCGACGCAGGAUCCAACCUGUGCCCUACCGCCUGGAGCUGGACCAGAAGAUUUCAUCUGCUGCCUGUGGCUACGGAUUCACAUUGCUGUCCUCUAAAACCAAGGAUGUUACGAAAGUCUGGGGCAUGGGACUCAACAAAGAUUCCCAGCUUGGAUUUCACAGGAGCCGCAAGGAUACCACCAGGGGAUACGAGUAUGUGCUGGAGCCCUCGCCUGUGCCGCUGCCUCUGGACAGACCCCAGGACACGCAGGUGCUGCAGGUCUCGUGCGGCAGAGCCCAUUCCCUCAUCCUCACCGACCGCGAAGGAGUCUUCAGCAUGGGAAACAAUUCUUACGGGCAGUGUGGAAGAAACGUGGUCGAAGAUGAAAUUUACAGCGAAAGUCACAGAGUCACUAGACUGCAGGACUUCGAAGGUCAGGUGGUUCAGGUCGUCUGUGGCCAGGACCAUAGCCUGUUCCUAACAGAUAAAGGAGAGGUGUACUCGUGUGGCUGGGGUGCCGACGGGCAAACAGGUCUGGGUCACUACAAUAUCACCAGCGUACCCACCAAGCUGGGCGGAGACCUGGCCGGGGUGCACGUCGUCCAGCUUGCCACCUACGGUGACUGCUGCCUGGCCGUGUCUGCUGAGGGUGGCCUCUUCGGUUGGGGAAACUCCGAGUACCUGCAGCUGGCCUCUGUCACGGACUCCACGCAGGUGAACGUGCCCCGGUGCUUGCCCUUCUCAGGAGUGGGCAGGGUGAAGCAGGCCGCGUGCGGUGGCACAGGCUGUGCGGUGUUAAAUGGAGAAGGACAUGUUUUUGUCUGGGGCUACGGAAUUCUUGGGAAAGGACCAAACCUCGUGGAAACUGCACUUCCAGAAAUGAUUCCACCCACCCUCUUUGGCCUGACAGAGUUCAACCCAGAAGUCCAAGUCUCCCUCAUCCGAUGCGGCCUCAGCCACUUUGCCGCCCUUACCAACAGAGGAGAGCUGUUUGUGUGGGGCAAGAACAUCCGAGGGUGCCUGGGCAUCGGUCGCCUGGAAGACCAGUAUUUCCCGUGGAGGGUGACGAUGCCCGGGGAGCCCGUGGAUGUGGCGUGUGGUGUGGAUCACAUGGUGACUCUGGCCAAGUCGUUCAUCUGAUGCUGCUUCUUGACCGGCUCGAGCCCAGACCCGGCCUCAGAGCCACUUGGACUGCUCAGCGGGGGGUCAGAGGGGAUCGGGGCCCUUCGUGAAGGGUGACACGCUCUCCCGGUGCCCUUAGCAGGAACGUACUGGAAGAAGUCCCACGAUUCAGUCCCUCUGGCUGCGGGUGAGACCUGCCACGUUCACCAG
This is a messenger RNA of Herpailurus yagouaroundi (jaguarundi), 1647 nucleotides long. RefSeq names its product RCC1 like (gene RCC1L). Bases 64 to 1455 code for a protein of 463 amino acids. Gene Ontology annotation, biological process: positive regulation of mitochondrial translation. Gene Ontology annotation, cellular component: mitochondrial inner membrane. NCBI's taxonomy places the organism in Eukaryota, Metazoa, Chordata, Mammalia, Carnivora, Felidae. Gene Ontology annotation, molecular function: rRNA binding; guanyl-nucleotide exchange factor activity. The record is from RefSeq and is a predicted model, not a curated record. The transcript has 11 exons.